AUGCCAAAAGGCGAGCAGGUGCCCCAGCCAGGUCCAGCGCGGCUGGCGCCUGGGGCGGGUCCAGAUGAAUGGCUUGAACAGGCAAAACAAUGCAAAUAUCUUCCCGAGGCGGAUAUGAAACGGUUGUGCGACAUUGUCAAAGAAUGUCUGAUGGAAGAAUCCAAUAUCCAACCAGUCAAGACCCCGGUUACCGUGUGUGGUGAUAUUCAUGGCCAGUUUUAUGAUCUCCUCGAACUAUUCCGAGUGGCCGGUGGCAUGCCUAACGACACCCAUGUGGAAGCUCCAACUGUGCCAACAAAUGUUAUAACAUCUGAUGAUAUUGAGCCUCCAACGGAGAUCACCGACCCGAAGUUAAAGCGAAAGCUGAGAUCAGGUGGCGCCAAAGAGCAACCAACAACUAGUGAUGGCGGCGACGAUGUCGAUGAGGAGGGAUCAAGAGGACGUCGAAGAGGGUCGGAAGCAACAUCAAGCUACAGUAGAAGCACGAGGGAUGAUGAUUCCGGAGUCGGAAUGCGUGGCCGUGGCCAAAGCGUCUCAGGCUCUGGGCAGCAGAAUUACGUUUUCUUGGGCGACUUCGUCGACCGUGGAUACUUCAGUCUGGAGACAUUUACGCUGCUUAUGUGCCUAAAAGCAAAGAUUACUCUCGUUCGAGGCAACCAUGAAUCACGGCAGAUUACGCAGGUUUAUGGAUUCUACGAGGAGUGUCAGACCAAGUAUGGGAAUGCUUCUGUAUGGAAGGCCUGUUGCCAGGUAUUUGAUUUCCUGGCUUUGGCUGCCAUUGUAGAUGGAAAAGUGCUCUGUGUCCACGGUGGCCUCAGUCCGGAAAUCCGGACGCUUGAUCAGAUUCGAGUCGUUGCCAGAGCUCAGGAGAUUCCGCACGAGGGUGCUUUCUGCGAUCUGGUCUGGAGUGACCCUGAGGACGUUGACACCUGGGCCGUGUCACCUCGUGGUGCCGGUUGGCUAUUCGGCGACAAGGUCUCAUCGGAGUUCAACCACGUCAACGGCUUGCAGCUGAUCGCUCGAGCACAUCAGCUAGUUAACGAGGGCUACAAGUACCACUUCAAAAACAAGGACGUGGUUACGGUGUGGUCCGCUCCCAAUUAUUGCUACCGAUGCGGCAAUGUAGCAUCAAUUAUGAACCUCAGCGAGGAUCUCAACCCCAAAUUCACCAUUUUCAGCGCCGUACCCGACCACCAGCGUGCUGUGCCAGCAGGCCGCGGUGGACGAGGCGAGUACUUUUUGUGA
Molecule: messenger RNA, 1245 nt
Organism: Xylona heveae TC161
Lineage: Eukaryota; Fungi; Ascomycota; Xylonomycetes; Xylonales; Xylonaceae
Product: Metallo-dependent phosphatase
Exons: 5
Coding region: 1-1245 (414 amino acids)
Biological process (GO): peptidyl-serine dephosphorylation; G1/S transition of mitotic cell cycle
Cellular component (GO): cytoplasm
Molecular function (GO): protein serine/threonine phosphatase activity
Source: RefSeq, a predicted model, not a curated record